Messenger RNA from Prunus persica (peach), 3686 nucleotides. Its product is annotated as ATP-dependent DNA helicase At3g02060, chloroplastic. The record is from RefSeq and is a predicted model, not a curated record. The transcript is spliced from 14 exons. Lineage: Eukaryota; Viridiplantae; Streptophyta; Magnoliopsida; Rosales; Rosaceae. Gene Ontology annotation, molecular function: ATP binding; nucleic acid binding. Gene Ontology annotation, biological process: DNA repair. Bases 416 to 2950 code for a protein of 844 amino acids.
UUUUAAGAGGGAAAAGUGAUAAAAGAAGCAUCGACUUGUAAGUUGUAAGCUAAAGGGACCGUCCAAUACGAACAACGGUGCAGGCCCAAGCCCCAUAUUCAUAUUAGAAAAAUAUCUGUUGGGUGGGUGGGUACGCAUCUUCCACAUGGCUAUCAGGCUUCCAGGCUUCAUUUCAUGCUAUAAGAUUUAGAAAAAGAGAAAAAAAGAGAAAAAAAGAGAGGAAUAUGAAUAUCUACGAAAUAGCCUUCACCCGUGCUCUCAUCACUGUGGCAGGCAAGUGAACAAAGGAGAGCAGAAAAAGUGAAAAGGAAUAGUGAAAGUAAAGUAAAACCCCUCCAAAACCUCAAACGUGAUAAGUUUGGGUUGUUGAUUGUUUGUUUAAUUAUCCAGUCAGUCAGUCCACUGGGAGUCUGAGAUGGCUCUGCUCCUUCCAAUCCCUGGCCCUUCAAAUUCAAGGUGGUCGGAAGAGGCAACUGCAAUUAGUCCGGGGUUUAGGGUGUGGUCGCGUCCCGGGAGCACGCUCUGGGGAGUCUUCUUGAGCCUUCAUCCCUACAAAAAUGCCAAAAUUAGAGGAAGAAGAAGAGGACAGGUUUGCUGCUGGGUGCCCAAUGCUGUGUACACCCCCUCCCACACCCAAAGUAGUGAACAAGGAGGAGGAGGAGGCUCGACGCAGACGCAGUGGAAACCGAAAUCUGGGGCUGAGGGGAAGCGAAGGGACGCGGUGGAGGCAGUGGGCGACGCCAUAUCCUUUGUAAACGAGAGGAUUAGGCGGGAGCAGAGCAAGAGAGAAACGAGAACGGUGAUGGACUCGGAGGAGGCGGACAAGUACAUAGAGUUGGUGAAGCAACAGCAGCAGAGGGGGCUUGAGAAGCUCAGAGGAGAUGCUAGUUACAAGGUCGACCCCUACACUCUUCGUUCUGGGGACUACGUCGUUCACAAGAAGGUCGGCAUUGGUCGAUUCGUUGGGAUUAAAUUCGACGUUUCCAAUUCCACCGCGGAGUACGUCUUCAUUGAGUAUGCCGAUGGCAUGGCUAAGCUUCCUGUUAAGCAGGCCUCUCGCUUGCUCUAUCGUUAUAGUCUCCCAAACGAAACCAAAAGGCCCCGCACUUUGAGCAAAUUGAGCGACACCAGUGUAUGGGAGAAAAGAAAGACCAAAGGCAAGAUUGCCAUUCAGAAAAUGGUUGUUGAUUUGAUGGAGUUGUAUCUACAUAGACUCAAACAAAGACGCCCUCCCUACCCAAAGACUAAUGCCAUGACUCACUUUGUUUCUCAGUUUCCUUAUGAGCCCACCCCUGAUCAGAAACAGGCUUUCAUUGAUGUUCACAAAGAUUUGACAGAGAGAGAAACCCCAAUGGACCGCUUAAUUUGUGGAGAUGUUGGCUUUGGCAAAACUGAAGUUGCCCUGCGUGCCAUCUUUUGUGUAGUUUCAGCAGGGAAACAAGCUAUGGUUCUCGCACCCACUAUUGUUUUAGCCAAGCAACAUUUUGAUGUUAUUUCCGACCGGUUUUCUGUCUACCCAAAUAUCAAGGUUGGACUUCUGAGCAGGUUUCAGACUAGAGCAGAGAAAGAGGAGCAUUUGGACAUGAUUAAAAAUGGUCGUUUGGACAUAAUUGUUGGGACUCACUCACUUCUUGGAAGUCGUGUUGUGUAUAAUAAUCUGGGUUUGCUUGUGGUUGAUGAAGAGCAGAGGUUUGGCGUCAAACAAAAAGAGAAGAUUGCUUCAUUCAAAACAUCAGUGGAUGUUCUUACUCUAUCUGCAACACCUAUACCACGUACCCUGUAUUUGGCCUUGACUGGCUUCCGUGAUGCUAGUUUGAUUUCAACUCCACCACCAGAGAGAGUCCCUAUCAAAUCCCAUCUUUCUGCAUACAGUAAAGAAAAGGUUUUAUCAGCAAUUAAGCAUGAGCUGGACCGAGGUGGCCAAGUGUUUUAUGUAUUGCCUCGUAUUAAAGGACUUGAAGAAGUGAUGGAGUUUCUUGAACAGUCAUUUCCCAAUGUUGAAAUAGCUAUUGCACACGGGAAGCAAUAUUCAAAGCAGCUAGAGGAAACCAUGGAGAAAUUUGCACAAGGUGAAAUCAAGAUUCUUAUAUGCACUAAUAUAGUAGAAAGUGGGCUUGACAUUCAGAAUGCAAACACCAUCAUCAUUCAAGAUGUUCAACAAUUUGGCCUUGCACAGUUGUAUCAGUUGCGUGGAAGGGUAGGGCGGGCAGAUAAGGAAGCUCAUGCACACUUAUUUUACCCGGAGAAGUCACUACUAACUGAUCAAGCACUGGAGAGACUUGCAGCUCUUGAGGAAUGCUGUGAACUCGGGCAAGGUUUCCAACUUGCAGAGAGGGACAUGGGAAUCAGAGGCUUUGGUACCAUCUUUGGUGAGCAACAAACAGGGGAUGUUGGAAAUGUUGGCAUUGAUCUCUUCUUUGAAAUGCUCUUUGAGAGCCUGUCCAAGGUUGAUGAACACCGUGUAGUUUCAGUUCCUUACUGGUCCGUUGAGAUUGAUAUAAAUAUAAAUCCUCAUCUCCCUUCUGAGUACAUAAAUUAUCUGGAGAAUCCCAUGGAGAUAAUUCAGGAAGCUGAGAAAGCUGCUGAGAAAGAUAUCUGGAGUUUGAUGCAAUAUGCUGAGAAUUUGCGCUGCCAAUAUGGGAAGGAGCCACCCUCCAUGGAGAUUCUUUUAAAGAAGCUGUAUGUGAGGAGGAUGGCAGCCGAUCUUGGAAUAACCAAGAUAUAUGCUUCAGGAAAGAUGGUUUUUAUGAAAACAAGUAUGAAUAAAAAGGUUUUCAAGCUGAUUACAGAUUCAAUGGUUUCUGAUGUUCACCGAAAUUCUUUGGUUUUUGGGGGUGAUCAGAUCAAGGCAGAACUUCUCCUAGAGCUACCGAGAGAACAACUCCUAAAUUGGAUCUUUCAAUGUUUGGCUGAACUUCAUGCUUCCUUACCUGCUCUGAUAAAGUAUUAGUUGUGUAGCGGUCAUAAUUCCAAUUCUUUUUAAUGACGGUACUGCAUCAUGGAUUUGCUUAUUGUUUGCCACUCUUGAACCUCGCAUAUAAGCAUUGGGUAUUAAAAUGGGCCCCAACAAUCCGUCUCAGUUUCCAUUGCUUCCAGGUCGUGUCUUGUAGUUCCCUGGUAUUGCAAAACCAAGAUGACCUGGCUCGAGUCACGUAAGUCAUCACAGAUUGAUGCGAGCAAUGAAUGUAUUACAACUGUUUUCCUUCUUCCCUUGGUGGGUUGGGUUCUGAUCAAGUCUGCAGUUCAGUGGCAAAUAAUCCGAGGUUACUUGUGAAAUAGCUGCUGCAAGUGGCUCUUUAAGAGGGAUACAGAUUUGGCAGCGAAAUUCCCAUUCUCAUGCAUACGCAUGCGCGUACGCAAAUCCUAUUUGUGUAAGGAAGGAUCAUAUGUCCGACUAAUAGUCUAAUACUAUGGCUGUCUUGCUUGUAAAUCAAGACGCCCGCUUUUUGACAUGUAAUGUUGAAAGAGAUAAGUAGUUAGCCAUGAGGAAGGCCGUCAACUGUAUAGUGUUUGUAGUGUAGUUUCAGCAGACAAAUUAUUUAAACUGAGUUUCCCCAUUUUUUCUCGGUUCCUAAGAAAUGAGCUAAAAAUCAACUAUUUUUCUCUUCUUUCUGUUUUGGGGUUGGAUGGGCCUGUAUGUAGGAGAAAAAUUUAGUUGCAAUGUGGAUACUAAUAAUGUUAUGUUA